AUGAUUGAGAUCCUUCAAGGCCCUCUGAUCCUCAAUAGCAGCGAUAGGCUCAGCAUUGCACUGAGCUGUGGCUUCCUGUUCUUGCUGCUCGUGCUCAAUGCGAUUGUUGUCUUCCUGGAUUUGACGAGCAGUCAAAUUUGUGAUGAGAAUGGCAACUUUCUCAAUCCUGGCGCUCCUCCCGCACCAUACACUAUGAAGAGUCCUGACGACUGGACUCCAUACUGCAACUGGCUAGAAUUUGAGGCUGCUGAGUUACUGUACACUGAAAACCAGAUGUCAGCAUGCCAAAUUGACAAGAUCCUCUACUACUGGGGUAUCACCCUUGCUAUUCAUUGUGACAAUCCGCUGUUCACUGACCACAAAGACUUAUAUGAUACUAUUGAUGCAACACCGUUAGGUGAUGUUGCAUGGCAAAGUUUCUCCCUCAAGUACAGCAGCAAGAAACCUGCAGGAGACUGUCUGCUUUGGAUGCAACAGUCAUAUGAUGUUUGGUUCCAGGACCCCCACACAAUCAUGAGGAACAUGCUUGCAAAUGUGGACUAUACAGGUGAAAUUGAUUAUACACCAUACCAUGAAUUUCAGGAGAAGGACAAGAAACACCGCUAUAAAGACUUUAUGUCGGGAGACUGGGCCUGGCACCAAUCAGACGAAAUAGCACAAGACCCACAAACACAUGGCGCAGUCUUUGUUCCCAUCAUCCUAGGUAGUGACAAGACAAUGGUGUCUGUUGCUACUGGUCAAAACGACUACUAUCCACUUUAUCUCUCAAUUGGGAAUGUCCAUAACAAUGUUUGGUGUGCACAUCAUGAUGCAUUGGCUCUGGUCAGAUUUAUGGCAAUUCCCAAGAGUGUGAAUGAUCCUGCAUUCCACAAGUUCAAGAAGCAGAUGUUUCACUCUUCGCUGUUGAAAAUCCUCACCAAUCUCAAACCUGGAAUGACGACUCUGGAAGUUACGCGGUGCGGUGAUGGCCACUACCACCGUGUUAUUUAUGGACUGGGACCCCAUAUUGCAGACUAUGAAGAGCAAGUGGUACUGGCAGGUAUCAUCAAAAAUUGGUGCGGAAGAUGUCUGGCAUUUCCUACAAGUCUUGAUGAUGGAGGUGUUUCUUGGUCACACGAGCAUACUGAUGCGCUUGUGGAUUCAGUUAGUUUUGGUAUACUCUGGGAUGAGUAUGGUAUUCCCUUCACAAAUGACUUUCCUCAUGCCGACAUCCACCAGCUCCUUGCUCCUGACUUACUUGCAUCAACUAAUUAA
Messenger RNA from Suillus paluster, 1254 nucleotides. RefSeq lists its product as uncharacterized. NCBI's taxonomy places the organism in Eukaryota, Fungi, Basidiomycota, Agaricomycetes, Boletales, Suillaceae. Bases 1 to 1254 code for a protein of 417 amino acids. The transcript has 6 exons. The record is from RefSeq and is a predicted model, not a curated record.